Messenger RNA from Peronospora matthiolae, 984 nucleotides. The record is from the annotation of a GenBank genome assembly. NCBI's taxonomy places the organism in Eukaryota, Oomycota, Peronosporomycetes, Peronosporales, Peronosporaceae.
AUGGUCGAGACCCGUCGGACGUCGCGUCGGCUCCAGGCCAAAGCGGCAGCUGUAGCCUCGAGCCCCACGCCGUCUACUGAACGCUCGAUUGUACCCACUAGUGCGACUGCUUGUGAACCCCAUUGCACGUCAGAGGAGAUGAAGGAGGAGGUUCCUGGACGACGAAGCGAGUCAAACCAACUGCUGGACCCGCAGGGUGUACCCAUUGUGGAGCUCGAGAAGCAGCAGACGAGUUGGAAGACAGAGACUGGAGCUGCGGAUGAUGAGGAUGAUGGAGACUUGAUAGUGAUAAAACAGGACGAAGAAGAGGACGAAGAUGUUGAGCACUACGCGCUGCUUGCUGCAUCAGGACUCAACUUGUCGUCGAGAUGUCCAAGUGGUUCAAAAUCCGAGCCAAUAGCUGCUUCGGUGAAACGGACUGUGGCUACCGCUGCUUUGGUGAAGCGGCGGAUGGUGUCGGACCAGCUUGACAGCGAUGCUUCGCAGUUUCAGGAGUUCUUUAGCUUUGGUGGUACCAAGCGCUCGACUGCAGCGGCGCUGCGGGCGGAUGCCCAGGCAACAGAAGAGGCUAAAAUCAUUGCAGCCAGCCGGAAAGCGGUUGCCCACUCAGAGCGACAACGCGUCGAGUCGCAACACAAAAAGUCAGCGGGUCGUCGCUGGUUCAACUUUGAGUCGGAAGAGAUGACGGCUGACGCCCGUCGCGACUUUGCUCUCCUGCGGAUGCGAAACUACUUGGACCCGAAAAAGUUCUACAAGAGUUCUGACCACUCGCGCGCACUGCCCAAGCAUUUCCAGAUGGGUCAAGUCAUCGAAGGCGCACACGAGUUCCACUCGGCUCGACUGACCAAGAAACAGCGUCGCCAAACGUUUACGGACGAGAUCAUGGCUGAUGAAGCUGUUGUGCAGUACACGCACCGUGUGGCUGGCAACAUCCAAGCAGCACGUAGUAAUCAGGGCCGUACGAAGAAGAAGCGACGAUACUAG